Eleginops maclovinus (Patagonian blennie) is the source of this 2217-nucleotide messenger RNA. RefSeq lists its product as uncharacterized. Gene Ontology annotation, cellular component: plasma membrane. The transcript has 12 exons. Lineage: Eukaryota; Metazoa; Chordata; Actinopteri; Perciformes; Eleginopidae. Gene Ontology annotation, biological process: adenylate cyclase-activating G protein-coupled receptor signaling pathway. Gene Ontology annotation, molecular function: G protein-coupled receptor activity. Bases 106 to 1158 code for a protein of 350 amino acids. The record is from RefSeq and is a predicted model, not a curated record.
UGUAUAAAAACACAUAUUGACAAAGGCCAGGUAUGGAAAAGGGUUUAUACCGUGCAGGAACAGGAGAGUGUGAGAUUUGAAUAGACUGAUAACUGGAUAUUUACCAUGGAGAACAAUGGUUUACUGAGUGGAGAGCAGAUUGAUUUUCUCUCUACAGAGUACUUGGUGUUACUCACUUUCAGUGUGUUUGGGAGUUCUUCUGUCGUGCUGGUUUCCAUAGUAAAAUGGAGGGACCUGAGAGAACAGGUGCCCCUCUUGGUACAGCUUACCCUAGCAGACCUCCUGGCUGCUGUGAUCCUCUUGUCCACCAGUGUCCUGGACAAAUGGAGGCCUAACAUCAGUGAAGUCACCUGCCAUUACUCCUUGCCGCUGUCACUGACAUUUUAUUUAAUCUCAUUUCUGCUGGUGGGGCUUUAUGCAUGGGAGUCAAAGAAUGCAAUACAAGGGUGGAGAGCAAGCCCCACAGAGGAUGAGUCAGGGCAGACUCAGUGCAGAAGGAGAAGAGUCACGAUACCUGUAUAUGCCAUUGCUUGGUUGUUCCCUAUUGCAUUAUACUUAGCAUAUGUGUUCACUCCCACAAAUUCUGCCGCUUUAAAUCCACUCACUGAGAGCUUAACGAUCGUCCGUAAUGAUAGCAAAUACUGCACUAGUUGUAUAUUGUUCUUGCAUGUUGGGAGCAAUGUCUGCUCUAAAGAAGAGAUGUCUCAUGACAAUUACAUCAGAGUUAUUAUUUUCUUUGUUGUGAUAACAGUGAUGUUGUCUUGCUCUGUCAUAUACUAUAAGGUUGGUAAAUGGUAUGAGAGACAUGAACAGCACAUUUUUCCUGUGGAAGGAGAUGGACGUUCAAGAAGGAGAUUCAAAAGAGUGUUUUCAACAUCAAGAAAUAUGGUGAUGGUCAUCGUAUUCUGCUGGACCCCAGCACUUGUUCUCAUUCUGCUGUCUAUGCUGAUGAUGUUGACACCAAACAUUAAACAACGCAGCCUAUUUGGUAUUUAUAUGAUACAGGCUGCCAGUGUAUCCCUGCAAGGCUUCCUGAACAGUAUGGUUUACGCCUGGAGACGGCCCAACUUCACGCGGGCCGUUCUUGGGGAGAAUACACCUCUAGUGUCACGUAAUCACAUGGCCUUCUGGGAUGAAUCAAUGCAGACCCCUAUUUGAUUGUUUACUUUAAAUGCAUCGAGAGACAUUGUUGUGCUGCGGUGACAACAUACUGGCCUGAGGAAGACUGACUGCAUGCCAGCACACUUAAUGACUUCAGCUAUGACUGAAGCACAAUAUAUUCACAAUAGUGGGAUGAAGAUAAAAAACUCAAAGAUGAAGGACGUAAAAAAAAUACUUGUCAACUAAUGCACUGCUACUGUUUUCUGUCAUAGUCACAUUAAGUAUAUUUUUUUUGUCUGAUUGGGGAAAAUGAUAGUGCAUCAAUUGUAAAAUAGUGUUGUAUUUAAAUGAAUGUUUUAUUUAGAUUUAACAUAUGUUUAUAUUAUUGGAAAAGGUGCUGCUUAACAAAUAGUUGUAUUUAUUUUUACUUGAUAUGAAAUGGUCCCUCAGUACUUUAUAGUUCAAGUCAAUAAUAAUGUUUUAAAACCUGUUGGGGUUGCAUAUUCUGUGUUCACCGUUGAGAAGUCUGUGUCACCUACACGGUCACAGAGUUCAGUCUGCAUUUGGAACACUAAGGAAUGCUGCGUUGCUGCAGAAACAAUAAGAAACACAAUUUCCGCUUUGUCAUGUUUGUGUGUACCUUAUAAAGAAUAGUGUGUGAUUGUGUAACUCAGGUCACACAUGAGGCAUAUCUGUUAUAUUGCUGUCCACAUACUCACACGCUCACACACAUCGCAGCACAAACAUCAGUACAGUUUUUAUGUGUGAUAACCUAUACUCCAUGCUCAUGUUUAAGGGUGUGUGUGUGUGUGUGUGUGUGUGUGUGUGUGUGUGUGUGUGUCUCUGAGUUGAAAUCUCUGUUUAUGAUUGACAGGGUACAGGCCAACCUGUACAUUCCUUGUGUUGGUAAUCACCUGUUCACUUUCUUUGUUGCAGGCCAUGUAGUCACUUAUAUUAUAGGGUUGAGGCAUAUAGUACUGUAUUAAAGCAUGAGGGUUAAAAAAAAACACAAGGCUUUUAAAAAUGUGGCGAUUGCCCUAUUAAAUCAGGCAGGGAUACAUCAUAGAUAUCAGAUGUGUUAUUUUGCCUGUUUGGAAAUAAAUGUUGUUCCAUUUA